AUGAGAUCCGCUGAAAUACCUGAAUACCUACGAGCUUCGCUGGUUGGGGGAGUGUUUGACCGGAGAAGCUCCGAAGGCGACGAGAAGACGGCGGAAGUGUGCGAGAUGCCGAGCCUGACCACGUCGAGCCCCGGGCCGGGCCCGGAGGAGUUGCGCUAUGGGGACGUGGCGCUGUCGGCGUCGUCGGCCGCCUCCUCGGCCCAGGUGUCCCCGAAUGCGGCCGCCAAGCAGAAUGCGGCCGAGCCAGAGUCCGAGCAGCGCCACGACGACUGCGCCUCUGACGCCGAGUCGGAGCGACGGGACGAGUCGACUGGUCUGGGCGGUGGCGGCGGUGGGGACGGUUCUGUGGCGGAGACGGCGCCAAUGCCCCCGACGUCGGUGGGCGUCAUGCCGACCAUGAUGCCCGGCACGGUCAUGUAUCCCGAGUGGGGCGACGAGUACUUAGUGAAUGGCGGCUACAGCGUGAGUCCGACGGCGUACAUGAGCAUGGGCUAUGCCAACGGCGCCGCACAGCGUCGACAGACGCCCACGUCCAACAUUGCGCCGGGCAGCCCGAGUCCCGGCGGCGGUCUGUUGUCGCCGUCCAAGGCCGUGGCGUAUAAUCCAUGGCCGGCGAUGCAACAGCAAUCCACGUGGUCGCCGCCGGGCGGGCCACAUUUGGGCCUGCCGAUUUGGAACCAGGCGCAUUUGCAGCAGCAGCAGCGAGGUCGGGCCAUGCCGAGCAUGAGUCCGUCGUCGCCCAUGACGCAGAAUUCGUAUGCGUUGGCUGCUGCGGCCCGGGGCAAGUAUUCCACGCCACCCGGCAUCCCUGCGUCCACGGCCGGCAUGGCCCCGUAUGCUGCCGCUGCUGCUGCCGUCGUCCAGAACUCCACCAAAUGGCCAUCGUAUCAGACGGAACAUGCGGAAGCAUCCCAGUCCGGAAGUGGACGCGGUUGCAAAUGGGUGUCCAUUGCGGGCGCUGUUGUAAGGAGGAAAAAUAGAAGCGUUGGGGUCAUAUCGCGGAAAAUGUGGGCACUCUUCGCCGAGAUGGAAUUGCGGAGUAAGUGGUGUUCUAGUGACGCGGUCGCCCACAGCACCGGCUUGAGCUGGGAGGCAUUUGGUCCGGAGGGUGGUGGCGAGGCGACGACGAAGAAGAAGAAGAGGAAGAAGGCAGCGGCUGUUGCGGGGUUUCGGCGUCGGCCGAGGAGGUUUCUCUUCAUGCCUUCUCUGGGUUAUUCCUUGCGAGAGUUCCCCCCCCCCCCACCCCCAUUCCUUGGCGGGGUCGCGGGAUCAAUAAGACUGGGUUUGAUGGACGCGGCUGGAGGGAGGCGCGAACUCUGGUUGCCAGAUUCUAGUUAUUUUACAAACAAACUGAUGUACCCUACUCUACACAACAUACAAUACCGAACAGACUACACUACACUACCAACCAUUGUUCAGCCACACCUGGGCAAUGAAACGCGUGAUCAGGGCGAUGAGAAAGUCAUGUUGAAGAAAUUGCCAGUGGUGAACGACGUGGAGAAUGGAAUGAAGUCAGUUCGUUUGAGGUUUGUGACGAAUGUAGAGAGCUGCACGGAUGUUCAUGGGAUUUUAUUCUUGGAAACAACGAAAAACAUUAGGAUUAAAUCCGUCUGUUACAGCCCUUGGACUGGGCUCGAACGAGGCACAAAAAGCGUUGUUCUAGAAAAGAAAGCAAGGUACAGUACUAUACCGAGUCCACCUACGUGGACUUGGGUAGAUACCCAAGAGGGAGGUUUGUCAACUGCUGCCAAGUCAGUGGUGCGACCCAUAAAAAUGAAAGAAAAGAAAAGGAAAGGUUGGAACCCCCCGGACUGGGAAACGAUGCCGUCGAUUUCACAGCCAGCCCUGGAACUGCUGCCCUAA
Molecule: messenger RNA, 1863 nt
Organism: Notodromas monacha
Lineage: Eukaryota; Metazoa; Arthropoda; Ostracoda; Podocopida; Cyprididae
Source: the annotation of a GenBank genome assembly